AUGGCACAGGACGUGGACGAUAAAAGUCCGCUCAAGCCGAAAGGCAGUCCAGUAUACUCGUCGGUACUGCCAUCACCCGCACCACCGCCACCACCUCCUCCUCCACCGCCGCCGCCGCCGUUAACGGAUACUCUCCGGUCACCUACACUCUUCGACGAGAUCCCAGGGAAUGAAGUCUCAGGUUUCGCCGCACUGCAAAAGGAGGUAAUCGGAAUGCGACUUGCUGUUCAGGAAAGACGGAAGGAGUUGCACAGACUAAGAGAACAUGUUUCCAAAUGCGACAUGAUGCUCAUCAACUGUAUGCGCGAAAGAGUCAAUGGAAGCUUUCCGUCAGACGACCGUACAAUGCUCCGUCUUUUCGAAGCAUCGCAGGCGGCAAGGGAUGAGAUCGGGCCUGUCGAAUCAGAAUACGAACCACUUGAAAUCGUGUUAGGGUCCAAAGAGCAUCAGUUGGUUGAAAAGUACGCCAAAUUAGAGGGAUCUUUCGAGCAUUUUUCCAGACUCAAUAUAGAAGCGGUGACUAAGCCGAAGGAGCCGUCCGAAAUCGAAUACGAGGCUUCCUCGGUGGCCUCUGCUGCAGACGACAAUGUUGCUCUUGGAGACACCGAGCACCUAUAUGGAGCUCUGAUCGGAGAGAAUGUUGGCAUCGGUCAACUACCAAAACAUGCUGCACAACUCACACGAAACGCCCAAGAGCCUUGGGUGCCUGCCGGUUCUCACAGGAGGACCGUGUCUCUAGGAUCGACCGAUAUACCCAGACCUCGCAGCAGCAGUUUUUCAGAUGAGAGGACCUCAUUUAAUCAUUCGACAGGCACAUUUGACUUCAUCGGCAUCUGGAUCUCGGAUAUGACGAGUUUGACUGGGACUGGUGCCAUGCUUCAGGAACGGCCUGACGAUGAAUCGACAUUCUCUAGGAGUAACUAUAUUGAUAUACCUGAUGCACUGCCAGAUUUUAUGGACAACUACUCGGUCAAUCCGGGGCUCGAGGAAGGCAAUCCUUUGCUUUUGCUAGGCGAGAAUAACGAAACUCGUGAAGGAUCGCGGAACACACAGGGGAACCGUUCCACGGGUCUUCUUCGAUACUCAAAGCCUGGCCGCAUGACAGUCUUGGUCGCGACAAUUCAUAUGAUCAAGGAUCAGUGGAAUUCGAAGGAAGCUAUCAGAACCCUCAAGCACUUGGGUAUCAUGGAGCAUGUCCUCCUGAAUGUCGCGAUACACAUGGUUGGCAAAACAACGAUGCGUGGCUAG
Alternaria postmessia is the source of this 1248-nucleotide messenger RNA. RefSeq lists its product as uncharacterized. NCBI's taxonomy places the organism in Eukaryota, Fungi, Ascomycota, Dothideomycetes, Pleosporales, Pleosporaceae. The record is from RefSeq and is a predicted model, not a curated record. The transcript has 3 exons. The coding region runs from base 1 to 1248 and encodes 415 amino acids.